Molecule: messenger RNA, 1935 nt
Organism: Pseudozyma flocculosa PF-1
Lineage: Eukaryota; Fungi; Basidiomycota; Ustilaginomycetes; Ustilaginales; Ustilaginaceae
Exons: 2
Coding region: 1-1935 (644 amino acids)
Molecular function (GO): protein binding
Source: RefSeq, a predicted model, not a curated record
AUGGUCGACCCCGUACAGUGCCUGCCGUACGAGACCGCACUCCACCUCCUCUCCUUCCUCGACCCGUAUACCCUCACGCAGGCCUCCUGCGUCUCUCGGUCCUGGUCGGGACUGGUCCAGGACAGCCAGCUAUGGAGGAGGGUCGCCCUACGCCUGGGCUACCACCAAGGUCCCUCCCACCCUCGAUUGACGGUCGCCGCCGGCACACUCAGGGAGAUACCGGAAUCGCCAGAAGAGGGCACCUUGGACGCUUCUACGGAGCUUGAGCGUGCCAUCGACACGCACCGCUCCAGGAGCGUCACCCGAGCCUUUGACAAUUGCCGCAACUUCCGACAGUUCUGCUGCCUCCUUUGGAAGCUCGAGUGCAACUGGGCCGGCAAAAAAGCGGCCGUCGGUCCCGGAGACCAGGGAGAACAAGGUCGCCUCGCUGCCGACUCGGAGGUGCCCCGCCUGCGGCCAAAGACGGCGAGGCGCUUCCCAGACUCGCCAAACGGAGCUUCUCCCGACGUCUGGAGGUUCAAGCUGGACCCCAUCGAAAAGACAAUCAUCUGCACCGGGUGUGAAGGCGGCGUCACCGUCUACGACGCCCACACUUUUGAGAUCCUGUGGCACCUCGCGCCGCACCAGACGAGGCAGCAUCCGCAUCUCGAGUUCUCCGAGGGCUACAUGAUCUUUGACCGCAUCGACCUCGACCACUUCGAGGUGUGGAAGAGCGAGAGGAUCUCGAGCCGUGACGAGCUCGGCGGCAAGGCUCCCGAGCGCGGGCGCUACCUGCCGCACGCUCGCCUCACGUCGCCCCGCGCGAUCCGGGCGUACCGCUUCCAAUUCCCCGUGCUGGCCGCCGCCACCCGCGACGGCGCCGUGCUGCUGUGGAACGUGCCCGAGCGGCGCCUGUUCCAGACCAUCGACAUCUCGGCCUCGCCUCACGGCGACGGCAACAUCAACUACAUCGACUUUGACGACGAGUACGUGUUUCUCAUCGGCGACGGCGCCAAGAACGUCUCGGUCUUCUCGCGUGCCACGUCGCGCAUGGCGUGGAACCUCGGCGAGCAUUUCGAAAAGGGCAGAGCGGGGCCCUCGACGUGGAGGACGACGAGAGGCGAAGCCGUCUUCCGCGAUUGGACGUUCAGCCAGGCAAAGUGGGUGCCGAUGCCCCCGGGCGCGUGGCAGUCGUCGUCGAACCGCAUGAACGACGCCCAAGUCUUUAUGAAGCCGUACCAGUGCUGGGGCGCCAUCCACCCGGACAUCAAGACCAACACGCUGCUGGUGCUCGGCCAGGGCUCGCUCCUGCUGCUGAGGGACUACAAGAGCUUCUUCCGCGACACGUCCAAGCCGCCCGCCGCGUUCGACGAGCUCCUCUUCCGCGAUCUUGUGAUGGGCGUCGACCCUCGCUACGUGUCGGUGGAGUUCGACUUGGAGCGGGACCCGCUAGCAUGGAACAGCCGCGAGCAGCUCUGGGACGUCUCUCCGCCUUCGCUGAUGGCCGUGCACGACGGCAAGGCCUUCUGCGUCAAUCUGCAACCGAUGUUCGUCGAUCUGGAGCGGCCCGCGCCCGUGGUUGCAAGCGAUCCGGGCGACGGCGGACCGGCUCCGGCCGACGACGCCGUCGAGCGUGCUGCCGGCCGGGGUCCUCCGUGCAGCCUCUACCUCAACUACAACAGCUUUGUGGCGCCGGACCACGACGUCUGGGUGACGGCGCUGUACGAGUCGAGCUGCGUCCAGAUGGACGGCACGGCGGCUUUCUGCGUCGACAUCGACUUUGACUCGCGGCCCCACAUCCAGUCGUUUGACUUUGCGCGAACCCGCCGGCCGAGGCAUGCCUCGCUGGCCUCGCGGAACCGCAACGCGGGCAGCGCCGCGGACAGCGGGAACGGCUCCUGGGAUAGCGAUGACAUCGAUGGGGACCACGAGGAUGCCGAGGAGGCGGUGGUGUGA